CCCCGUCACCAUGGCUCGGGGCAGGGGGCAGGCGUGGGUGGCCGUCUGGUGGUUCGGCUGGUGGGCAGCGUUCUCGGGGGUGUCCUCCACUCACUACCGCUACCUGUGGAGGAGCUGCUACCCCUGCUUCCUGGGGCAGGCGGGGCAGGCGCUGAGCGGCUCCGACAGGAUGCCGGAUGUGGACGAGUGCCUGGUUCACAAUGGUGGCUGUCAGCACAGGUGUGUGAACACGCCCGGCUCCUACCACUGCGAGUGCAAACCCGGUUCCCGGCUGCACAUGGAUGGCCGCACCUGCAUUGCCAUCAACUCCUGCACCAUCAACAACGGCGGGUGCGAACACAGCUGCCUGCAGAUCACAGCCUCCCAGCACAGGUGUCAGUGCCGGCCCAACUUCCAGCUGCAGGAGGACGGCAAGCAUUGUGUCCGGAAGAGCCCGUGUGCUGUCGGAAAUGGUGGCUGCAUGCAUAAAUGCCAGGACCACAGGGGGGUUGCCCACUGUGAGUGCCACGUCGGCUACAGGCUGGCAGAUGACCAGAAAGCCUGCGAAGAUGUGGACGAAUGUGCCCUGGGACUGGCCACGUGCUCCCACAACUGCAUCAACACCCCUGGCUCCUUCCGAUGCACCUGCCAGCCUGGCUACGAGCUGGGGGAAGACAGCAAGCAGUGCUACCGGAUCGAGAUGGAGAUUGUGAACAGUUGUGAGGUGAACAAUGGUGGCUGUGAGCAGACCUGCAGCCACACCAGCGCUGGCCCGCUCUGCACCUGCAAACCUGGCUUCCUCCUCGACUCAGACCAGAAAACUUGCAACGAUGUCGACGAGUGUGAGACGGGCGCUCACUGCUGCAUGCAGAACUGCAUCAAUUAUGCCGGAGGCUACCAAUGCGACUGCCGGACGGGCGAGUGGCUCAACCCCGACGGCUGCACCUGUGACGUGCUGGAUAGCUCCAGGGAUUCUCUGGACAUCCCACUCCUGCGUCCAGCCCCUGCCUUUGAGGUGCUGCGGGAUGGACUGACGCAACUCUUCGGGGAGGAGUAUGAUGGCGAGGAGAUGGAGGCACGCGGAGAACACACGUUGUCAGAGAAAUUCGUGUGCCUGGAUGACACCUUCGGGCCUGACUGCAGCCUGACCUGCGACGACUGCAGCAACGGUGGCACUUGCAAUGAGGAGCUGUCUGGCUGCGACUGCCCAGAGGGCUGGACAGGGCUUAUCUGCAACAAGACUUGCCCCCAGGGCUCAUUUGGGAAGAACUGCAGCUCCAUCUGCAGCUGCCAGAAUGGCGGGACCUGUGACGCGGUGACCGGGGCCUGCCGCUGCCCACCUGGCGUUAGCGGCGAACACUGCGAGGAUGGGUGCCCCAAAGGCUUCUACGGCAAGUAUUGCAAGAAGAAAUGUAACUGUGCCAGUCGGGGCCGGUGCCACCGGAUUUAUGGGGCCUGCCUAUGUGAUCCCGGGCUCUACGGGCGCUUCUGCCACCUGGCCUGCCCCAAGUGGGCCUACGGUCCCGGCUGCUCUGAAGAGUGCCGUUGUGUCCAGCAGAACACGCGGGAGUGUGACAAAAAGGACGGCCACUGUUCCUGCAAGGCCGGCUACCACGGCAAGCUGUGCCAGGCGGAAUGCGACGCCGGCUUCUUCGGCUCUGGCUGUGAGAACCGCUGUGCAUGCCACUCUGGAGCAAGCUGUGAUCCUGUGACUGGGGAUUGCCGGAAGCAGUGUCCCGAGGGCUACCAGGGGAAGGACUGUGACCAAGAGUGUCCAGCAGGCCAGUUUGGGGUGAACUGCGCUGGCUCAUGCUCCUGUGGGGGAGCCCCCUGUGACCGGCUCACCGGACGGUGUCUCUGCCCCGCAGGGCGGGCCGGGGCCGACUGCGGCCGAGAUUGUCCAGAAGGCCGCUGGGGACUGGGCUGCCAGGAGAUCUGCCCAGCUUGUGCCAACAGCGCCAGCUGUGACCCAGUGAGCGGAGCCUGCCUGUGCCUCCCCGGGUACGUCGGGAGCCGCUGCCAGGACCUGUGCCCAGCGGGCUGGUUUGGGCAGGGCUGCCAGCUGCGGUGCGCCUGUGGCAAUGAUGGACACUGCCAUCCGGUGACGGGGCAGUGCAGCUGUGCUCCUGGUUGGACUGGCUUCAACUGCAGAAGAGCUUGCGACACUGGACGCUGGGGUCCCAACUGCAAACACACCUGCAACUGCAGCAACAGUGACGGCAGCUGCAAUGCCGUGACCGGGCACUGCAUCUGCGAAGCCGGCUAUAAGGGGCUCCGCUGCGACCAGAGGUGUCCCCAGGGCUGGUUCGGGCUGGGCUGCCAGCAGCGCUGCCAGUGUGACAACGGAGCGCUCUGUGACCACGUCAGCGGGGCCUGCACUUGCACAGCCGGCUGGAGAGGGAGCUUCUGCGAGCGGGCCUGCCCCGCUGGCUUCUAUGGGCUGGAGUGUCGGAAGGCCUGCUCGUGUGAGAAUGGAGCCCUCUGCGACCACGUGACUGGGGCCUGCCUCUGCCCCGCCGGCUGGCUGGGCCCCAGCUGCAACCAGACUUGCCCGGAGCUCAGUUAUGGAGAAGGCUGUAGCAAGUCCUGCACCUGCUUCAACGAGGCCACCUGUGACCCCAUCAGCGGUCAGUGCCAGUGUGCCCCGGGCUGGAUGGGCUCCACAUGCCAACAAGCGUGCCCGCCUGGCCUGUAUGGUGCUGACUGCCACGAACCCUGCUUAUGCCGCAACGGCGGAACGUGUGACCCGGCUACGGGCCGCUGUGCCUGCCCAGCGGGGUGGGCAGGCCUGGCUUGUGAGCAGGAGUGCAUCGCUGGGAGGUUUGGAGCUGACUGCCAGGAGAGCUGCGAGUGCCUGAACGGAGGCUGGUGUGACCGGCGCACGGGGCACUGUACCUGCCCAGCUGGCUGGACUGGAAGCAAGUGCCAGAGCCCCUGUGUCGAGGGCAUGUUUGGGGAGCGCUGCUCAGACAGGUGUGACUGCCGCCAUGGAGUGACCUGCCACCACGUCACGGGGGCCUGCCGCUGCCCCGCGGGCUGGAGGGGACAGCGCUGUGAGAAAGCCUGCCUGCCCGGCUGGUUUGGCCAGGACUGUGCGCAGCGGUGCUCCUGUGCCCCUGGCUCCCCCUGCCACCACGUCAGCGGCAUGUGCAGCUGCCCCCCGGGCACCACCGGCCACGGCUGUGAGCAAGCCUGCCUACCUGGGACCUUCGGUGUGAACUGUGGUCAGGUCUGCCAGUGUUCGGGCGAGCACCAGGACUGCCACCCUGUCACCGGAGAGUGUGUCUGUGCAUCUGGCUUCCAUGGCAGUGGCUGCCAGCUCAAGUGCCCUUCCGGACGCUACGGCCCCAACUGUGAAAGGCCCUGUGGCUGCAGGAAUGGGGGCUUCUGCGAGCCCACCACGGGCCAGUGCCGCUGUCCACCCGGUUUCGUCGGUGCUGACUGCAGCAUCGCUUGCCCGGCUGGGCGCUUCGGCAAAGACUGUGCCCAUGUGUGUGCUUGUGGGGAAGGCGCUGGCUGCGACCCCGUGCGAGGUACCUGCAUCUGUCCGGCUGGGAGGACUGGCCCUCGCUGUGAGCACGGCUGCCCCACGAACCGGUUUGGUCCGGGCUGCACGCUGGCCUGCUCCUGUGAGAAUGGAGGCACCUGCCACCCUGUGAGUGGCGCUUGCUCAUGUGGCCUGGGGUGGACCGGUCCACACUGUGAGCAGGGCUGCCCGCCCGGCCGCUUUGGCCCUGCCUGCAGCCAUGAGUGUCUCUGCCGGAACAAUGGGACAUGUGAACGGGAGACAGGCACCUGCCAUUGCCCCCCGGGGCACUACGGCCCGGGUUGUGAACACGCAUGCCCACCUGGCUUCCAUGGCCCAGGCUGCCGGGCCCUGUGCAACUGUCAGAACAGCGCUGCCUGUGAUCCGGCCACUGGCCAGUGCAUCUGCCCCACCGGCUUCCAGGGACAGUUCUGUCAGACGGGUUGCAGGCCCGGCACAUUUGGGGCAGGCUGCCACCAGGUGUGUGAGUGUGAAGGGGGUGCUCCUUGUGACCCUGCCACUGGCUUGUGCCUCUGCCCUCCAGGGAAAAUGGGAGCCAAGUGUGAACUGGGCUGCAGCAGCGACCGAUUCGGCCCCGGCUGCACUCUGAGCUGCGACUGCGAGGGGAGCGCGCACUGUGACGCCCGGAAUGGCCAGUGCCUUUGCCUCCAUGGUGCCUUCGGACCCACCUGCCGGGAAGGGGGCCCAUCUCACCUGGCCACCAGUAGCAGCUCUCCAGCCCAGGACCCCGUGCCCCCGCCACCCCCAGCCCGCAGGACGGCACCUAGGCUCACCGCGCCGACCUCGACCACCAAGCCUUAGUGCACCAGCCGCCUCCCCCCUCCCCCCAACACUGGCAAGGAGGAGAGGGACGGUCCCCGGUGGGCUCUGACCAUCGUGCCUGCCCCAGGGCCUCCCGGCAGGCCCGCUCCAUGCCAACUGCAGCCGAUGUCCGGAGACCACAGCCCAUACUCUUGCUGGGACAUUUCCGGACCACUGGGGAUCGUACCACCCAAGACCAGGCCUCUUUACAGACCUCAGGCAGGGAAAGGGUCCCAGCAAAGGGAACCAAGAAGCCCUGGCCCAGAAGUGCCUGCCCCGGCCCAGAGUGCCCAGCCUGACCUCACCGCCUCAUGCCAGGGGGCAGGCAUGUCACAGCCAGCUGGUGGUCAGCUUGUUACCCAGGCCCCUCCUCUGCAGGACUCACAGUCUGCGCAUGUAUUUAUAGAAGCUAUUUAUGGGAAGAUGUACUGUCAGGCCUGGCCCAGACGCAUCCCCUGGGGGUCAACCCAUCCCCCCCCCCCCCCCACUCUGUAC
Molecule: messenger RNA, 4822 nt
Organism: Tachyglossus aculeatus (Australian echidna)
Lineage: Eukaryota; Metazoa; Chordata; Mammalia; Monotremata; Tachyglossidae
Gene: MEGF6
Product: multiple EGF like domains 6
Exons: 34
Coding region: 11-4327 (1438 amino acids)
Molecular function (GO): calcium ion binding
Source: RefSeq, a predicted model, not a curated record